AUGGAAGGUAUUGCCUUCCCGAAUGCGAACAUGACUAGUGGCGGAGGCAAUGGUGGCUUCUAUCAAACAAGCUAUGGCCCUCCACAGGGAAACCGAAAUGCGGGGAUGAACGGCAACGUCUCCAGCACCAACGAGCACUACUUCAUGCCGUCGCAACAGUCGACCACGACUUUUGAUGAUGAGCCUCCACUGCUCGAGGAACUUGGAAUCAACGUCGCGUCCGUGAUCGCCAAAGCCCGUGCAGUGGCUAACCCUUUCUCCCAUAUCGACAGCAGCUUUGCUGACGAGGCCGACAUGACGGGGCCGGUCUUUUUCUGCCUGUUACUGGGAUUUUUACUACUGCUGCAGCGCAAGGUACAGUUCAGUGUCAUUUAUGGGCAAGCAAUUGUAGGUUGCUUGGCUGUUUACUUUGUGUUCAACCUUAUGUCGCAGCGCGGUAUCGAUUUGUACAGAUCAACAAGCAUUCUAGGGUAUUCGCUUCUACCGAUGGUGCUUUUGUCAUUCUUCGCUAUUUUCAUUCCCUUGAAAGUCAAGGCACUCAGCAUUGUGCUCGGUGGUGGUUGCAUCUUCUGGAGUACCACCACAGCCACCAAAAUCUUCGUCGCUGUCUUAUCGAUGCGAGACCAAUUCUGGCUCGUAUGGUAUCCGCUAGCACUGCUUUAUACAUCGUUUGCGUUUAUCACUGUGUUCUAGAUUCGCCUGUGACACGCGCUCAGCUGGAAUCCUGUGACUCACCACGAUGGCAAGUCCAAAUGUGCGCUUAUCUCUGUUUCCUUGCCUAGUGCUGGGGACCGGAGCCCAAAUUGCCUCAUCCAUAAUCGUCUGCAAGCAAAGAAGCAUGAAUUGAAGGGCGCGAAAGAAGACAUGAGUAGGGCGCUUUCCCAGUUAAGUCGCUGCGAAGUAGCAUACGUGGUUAUUCCUUCGCAGCCAUGAGUAAUCCUCUCGGCGGGCGCGGUUUCUCCUUCCUGUUAACAACAGCGAUAUCUAGCAGUCCCUCCGGCGGGUCGAUAUUAAUGAUACUAUUCUUUUUAUCAACAAACGGGACGACCUGCUUGACAAACGGGACAAGUACGCGCUUUGCCUUUUCCGGAAUGUCGCCCUUGAAACUGGUGUUACUACGGUCAGGAUAGCCCACAGACUCAUUGCAGGGGUCUUCCUUGACAGGAAAGAUUGCGAUCUCAAGCAAAUCGGCGGCCACAGAGGCAGCAGCUGCCCCGGACCCGGCAGCGGUGCAAAGAUCAUCCUUUGUAAUGACGCUAUCGACCACGCCAAUAACAGUAUCAUCUCCAACACAACGGACCCGAGAUCCAACUAGAUCCGCAACCAUAAACUCAUCUCUCGCAA
Chondrus crispus (carragheen) is the source of this 1344-nucleotide messenger RNA. RefSeq lists its product as hypothetical. Bases 1 to 693 code for a protein of 230 amino acids. Gene Ontology annotation, cellular component: trans-Golgi network. The record is from RefSeq and is a predicted model, not a curated record. NCBI's taxonomy places the organism in Eukaryota, Rhodophyta, Florideophyceae, Gigartinales, Gigartinaceae. Gene Ontology annotation, biological process: vesicle fusion with Golgi apparatus; endoplasmic reticulum to Golgi vesicle-mediated transport. The transcript is spliced from 2 exons.